GCCAACCGUGCCGUGAAGUGGACAACAGCUCGCGAGCCCGCCCUCCUUUUCAAAGCGUGUGAGGAUGUCACAGGGAGAUACUGUAUGUUAGGAAGCUAGAGAUAGACAGAGAGAUAGAGAAAGUACAGAUGGAGAGAGGGACAGAGUUAGAAAGGGAGAGGGGGAUUGACAACGAGGAGCAGCAAUAACAGGAAACACAGGGCGCAGGGCUUUGCUUUCCUACGGAGCGGAUGCACUGACCAGAGCAAACAGAAGGGCACGAGAGGAGCGGUUGCAGACAGAUAAAACGGGAAGAGGAACACCGCAGAACUAACCGGUUCUAACAUUAUCACAGAGAGAGAGAGAAGAGUCGGUUUCCGUGCGGGGUGUUAUCCGAUUGAAAACAGUCAUCGACGAGGAGAAUAGAAGGUUCCAUGGAUUCCCCUUCUGAUCUGUUUGGUCGUCAGUCCUCCCUGAUUUCUCCCUUUGACCUUUACCCUGACCCCUCCACCGCCCUUGACCUCCCCAGAAACCUCACACCCUCUGGAGGGGGGCACGGUCCACCCUACCCUGGAGCUAACCCCUCCUACCCCCUCAUCCACCACCUGCUGCAGCCUGGUGGAGCCCCCAUGAGGUCCGGGGGGGAAUUACACCUAGACAGAUAUAACAGGGAAGAGGAAGGGAUGGAGGAGGAGGAGGAGGAGGGGAUGGGUGGACGGUUGGUAGGGGUGGGGGGGAAGAGGCUGAGCGGUGACGCCCUAGUGGCGGACUGGAGUUAUGACAUGAUGAGAGUGAAGCGAUUGAGACUGGAGAGUCUAGUUAAAGGAGAUGGAGAGAUAGGCUUAGAGGAAGAAGAAGAGGAGGAGGAGAAAGGGAGGAGGAGUGCGGAGAGGGGGAACAGGGAGAAAGCGAGGGAGGGGAGGAGAAGGGAGAGAGAGGAGCUGAAGGAACAGUUGGAAGAGGCGAGAGAAAGACUGAAGGCCUUGCAGGAGAAAGUAUGGAAAGCAUUCGGAGAGAGACCCGCUCAGGAGGAGAAGAAGAGGUGGACUGGAGGAGAGCAGGAGGAGGAUGAUGAUGAAGAGAUGGACAAAGAGGAGGAGGAGGAGACAGCAGAAGGGAUCACUGAAGAGGAGGUGGGAGAAAUAGACGAUCUCUCUUUCCCCUUCAUCCCCUCUUCUCCCCAUUUCCAAGGCAUCGCUAAACGAGACCGAAAAGCGAGGGACCAUGAGAAAAGGAGUGAAGAACAGAGGAACGCGAAUGGAGGAGGGGGGGUGUUUUUGGAGGGGGUUCUGGAGAGGGCGGCAGUGUGGAUGGGGUGUGGGGUGGUGAGGGGGGAAUGGGAGCGUUUUGGAGGGGAGCAGAAGUUUGCCCAAGCUUUGAAACAGGAACUGGGAAGCGCUGUAGCUCGAGUCAUCGAUAGGGUCCUCCGUCUAUACACCCAAAACGAACCUCUACCUCCCUCCAUUCUUCCUUUCACCCUGUCACCCAGAGAGGGAGGGAAUGAGGGAGGAGGCGGAGGAGGAGUGUGGGCAGCCCUGAGAGAGAGGAGGGAGAGAGAACGGGGUGGAGGUUCACCUAACCACUCGAACAGAGCUCCGCCCCCCCACCAGGAACAAUCUGAAGCGUUGCCGUUGAUUACCCGUCGCCCCGACAACCGCCAAAACCAUCUUCUACCCCUCAACAACCACCCUAACAACCGAACUAAAAACCCUCUUCUCCCUCCUCACGCCUUCUCCCCUCUCUGCCAGCCUCACCCCCCUCACCACCACACCCACCCCGCCCUCCUCCCCCCCUCCUCUUGUCAUAAGGACUCCUCCCCCUUCCUCCCGCCCUCCUGCCCGCUCCCCCUCCCCCUCCUCCACUACACCAUGCAACAGCUCUUCACUCGUUCUCUCUCUCACCUUCAUCCUCUCCACAAAGGGAACCCUUUCUUCCCCCACCUCACCCCCUCCUCCUCUUCCUCUCAUCCCUCCUUCCCUCCCCUCGCUGUGAUGGAGGGAUUGGACCGGCUGGAUGGAGGGCUGCAACAUCAUCAUGAGAGGGAUGGAGGGAUGAGAGGAGGAGGAAGAGACGGUGGGAUGGAUUCUGGGAUGUAUCUCUGUCCGGGUUCAUCUCAGGAGGGUUUGUCUCCCUGUCAUCUGAAGAAAGCCAAACUGAUGUUCUUCUACGCUAGAUACCCCAGCUCUAACACUCUCAAGACUUACUUCCCUGAUGUCAAGUUCAACCGCUGCGUGACCUCCCAGCUCAUCAAGUGGUUCAGUAACUUCCGUGAGUUCUUCUACAUCCAGAUGGAACGCUUCGCCAGACAGGCUGCCCGCGACGGUGCACCCUGCCUGGGGAGAGAGGGCAGAGAGCCCCCCCUCCGCCUAGGGAGAGACACAGAGCUCUAUCGCAUACUGAACAUGCAUUAUAACAAGAGCAACGACUACCAAGUUCCUGACAGGUUUGUGGAGAUAGCAGAGUUAGCACUGAGAGAGUUCUACACGGCGAUACAGACUGGGAGAGAUAGUGACCCCUGCUGGAAGAAAUCCAUCUACAAAAUUGUCUGUAAACUAGACAGCCCUGUUCCGGAUAGUUUUAGACUGCCUGGAUGUCCAAUGGGCUGAGGAGAGGACACACACACACACAAUGCGCAAGGAACACACACACACACAAUGUGCAAGGGACACACACACACACAAUUCGCAAGACACACACACACGGACCACACACACGGAACACACACAAACCCACAGGGACGCACAUCGUAUGGGACAUCCAUACACACACACACACACACACACACACACACACACACACACACACACACACACACACACACACACACACACACACACACACACACACACACACACACACUGCAACGAAUGCAAGAACACACACAAUGAGCUGACUAAUAAAAUGUCAAAUAUGUCACUAGUAUAAAUACACACAUUGGACUAAUAGUAAAUGUGUUUUAAUGGAGAGGUAUACACAUGCUAUUAACUACUGCACUAUGUGUUCUGCCCUGAAUGUCUCUGGUUGUCGGUCGCUAUAGUUCGCUUGCUCUUAUUGGCUGUGUUACUCAAUACCACAUCUGUUGCUCGCUUGGACUGCCAGACUAUUAUAUUAGUUAUAUUAUUAUUAUAUUAUAUUAUUAUCAAAUAGCAUGUGAGGCCAUAGAGUUGGAGAGAGUUCUCGUCUUUUUGUAAUGAUUUCAAAUAGCAUGUGAGGCCAUAGAGUUGGAGAGAGUUCUCGUCUUUUUGUAAUGAUUUCAAAUAGCAUGUGAGGCCAUAGAGUUGGAGAGAGUUCUCGUCUUUUUGUAAUGAUUUCAAAUAGCAUGUGAGGCCAUAGAGUUGGAAAGAGGUCUCCUCUUUGUAUCUGUGCCAUUAUGGUGUCUGUGACAGAAUGGGCAGUGCCAUUGAUGCUAUCUCGGUUUUUAUGCUAAUAUUUGUGAUUUACCUCCACCUGCAGUGCUGGAGUCCUGAACCAAAUCGUAUGUGUCAUUAAUUUAUCAUGGCCACAAGAUGGCGGUGAUAUAGAUUAAAGUCAUUUAAAAAAUAAAUAAAAAAUGGCACCAAAUUUGAAAAAGAAGACAAUGGUUUGAUCAUUGGCUGAUUGCUCACAACCCAUUAGAAUCCCCACCCAGUUGACUACUUUAAAAUGGUGGAAAACCCUCACUGGCAAUGUCCAUGCUAAAAACAGGUUAUAUCCAAGUUUAUUCCUCUGACUACGUCUGUUUGAACCCAGAUCUGCUCUAUCCAGUCCAAAACCAUAAAGAUAUCUGGAAAUGGCUCUAUGGUCAAAUUAUUCAAUACAAUUCAUUCAUAAUAUUGAAUAUGCUUUUAUUUACUUGUACACUGUACUGUUGUUUUGUUGUUGUUAAGAGUAAGAUACAUAAACACACACACACACACACACACACACACUCACACACACACACACACACGCACACACACACACACACACACACACACACACACACACACACACACACACACACACACAGAUGGCCUAGCUGAUUUAAGGCAGCAUCUGUCUCUUCAUGGAUAUAACAAUAAUAUACUAAUGGUAACAUGUAGAGCCACUGCAGCUUUCUCUGUGGUCUCUCCAUCCACAGUCCUUUCUCUGUGGUCUCUCCAUCCACAGUCCUUUCUCUGUGGUCCCUCCAUCCACAGUCCUUUCUCUGUGGUCCCUCCAUCCACAGUCCUUUCUCUGUGGUUCCUCCAUCCACAGUCUCUGUGGUCCCUCCAUCCACAGUCCUUUCUCUGUGGUCCCUCCAUCCACAGUCCUUUCUCUGUGGUCACUCCAUCCACAGUCCUUUAUUCUGUGGUCCCUCCAUCCACAGUCCUUUCUCUUCCUAUAUUCAGGGAGAUUUGUGUGUGUGUGUCGGUGUGUGUGUGUGUGACUGGCUGACAGGGACAUCAAUCUUCUCAGAUAAUAUCAGUGCUUUGCACUGUGUGUGUGUGUGUCUCCCACUACGGACCACUGCCAAACCAAGGCGACUGCACCACAGUCAGAUUUCAGCAAUGUCACACUGUCCUCCAGACAGACCUUAUAAUGCCUUACUGACCACUGACACAAAGCAACCAUUUUGUUACAGGGUUCCCUUACUGCCUGCACUUACUUAGAUUGUUUUUAAAAUUAUUAUUAAAAACCAAAAACAUGUCAUUUAGUUUGAGUGAAUUAAUUAUUGUUGCCAUUGCUGAUACUGUAUUGUUGAAUCUUUUUACAGAACUUUAUGAAAACAGGUAUCGACCAAUAAAGAUACAUUUUUUAUUUGUCAGA
Molecule: messenger RNA, 4746 nt
Organism: Oncorhynchus gorbuscha (pink salmon)
Lineage: Eukaryota; Metazoa; Chordata; Actinopteri; Salmoniformes; Salmonidae
Product: prospero homeobox protein 1-like
Exons: 6
Coding region: 414-2585 (723 amino acids)
Biological process (GO): regulation of transcription by RNA polymerase II
Cellular component (GO): nucleus
Molecular function (GO): RNA polymerase II cis-regulatory region sequence-specific DNA binding; DNA-binding transcription factor activity, RNA polymerase II-specific
Source: RefSeq, a predicted model, not a curated record